CCUGUUGAUGUCCCAGCAACAGGCACGUGCCCAGUUGUGGAGAUCCGGGAAGGAGCACCUGAACCGGGGAGGCUGGCGGCAGCAGCAGACGGCCUUCGACUCUCAGGUGGAUGUGGCAGGCUGAGGGAAGGACGGAGGACACAGACUCAUAAGUGCAUCUGAGAUGGCUUUAGCCAAAGUUCCAGUGGCGGUCCAGGAGCAGAGAGAUGCCGCCGAUCAGAACUUUGACUACAUGUUCAAGCUGCUGAUCAUUGGCAACAGCAGCGUAGGAAAGACGUCUUUCCUUUUCCGCUUUGCAGAUGACUCCUUCACCUCGGCGUUUGUCAGCACAGUGGGAAUUGAUUUCAAAGUCAAAACGAUCUACAGAAAUAACAAGAGGGUCAAGCUGCAGAUCUGGGACACGGCAGGGCAGGAGCGCUACAGGACCAUCACCACAGCUUACUACAGAGGAGCCAUGGGAUUCCUGCUCAUGUAUGACAUCACAAGCCAGGAGUCGUUCUGUGCCGUCCAGGACUGGGCAACUCAAAUCAAGACGUACUCAUGGGACAGCGCUCAGGUGGUCUUGGUGGGGAACAAGUUGGACUUGGAAGAGGACAGACAAGUCCCGAGACAGGAUGGUCAAAGAGUGGCCACAGAACUGGGCUUUCAGUUCUUUGAGGCCAGCGCUAAAGACAACAUCAAUGUGAAGCAGGUCUUUGACAGGCUAGUGGACGUAAUCUGCGAGAAGAUGAACCAGAGCUUCAACGGCGAUGCCAGUCCAUCAGUGAGCCAAAAGGGGGACGGGCUGCAGGAGCAACCCCCUCCGAGUCAGGGUGGAUGUGCAUGCUGAUUUUUGGAAAAAAGGUUUCUUGUCCCAUGCCAAACAAAGAUAUCCCCAAUCUGUAGAAAUAUGUCAAAGUAGUUCUGUUCAAAAGCUAAUUUAUUCUUUUUUUUUUUUUUUGCUGGUAUACCAAAAAGCUGCAACUGUGCAGUCUCCAUAGCAUUCAACAUUAGCAGAUUUAACUGCAGUUGCAGUGGGAGCACUUGUUGCAAGUCAUGAAACGGCACUGGGAUUCACUGCAUCUGUGUCAUGCUGCCCUCUUGUGGACUGUAUAGGAAACGCUCCAGUAUGACAUCAUUUCUUAUCUUUUUUUCCCCCAAAAAGUCAAACAUACUUCAACACUGAGGUCAUUCACAUCCCUGGUUGACCGAUAUCAGCAGCCAUAAACCACCUUUUUGUCUGUUUCCACAUGAUCUCUUCAUUCACACGUCUUGUUUUUUCAUUUGUAUGGUUGUUAUUUCUUGGUGGUUCAGUGAUUCCUCUGUUGGGUUCCUUCAGGGCUUCUCAGAAUCAAGAUUAAAAGACAUAAAU
Molecule: messenger RNA, 1351 nt
Organism: Oryzias latipes (Japanese medaka)
Lineage: Eukaryota; Metazoa; Chordata; Actinopteri; Beloniformes; Adrianichthyidae
Gene: rab3da
Product: RAB3D, member RAS oncogene family, a
Molecular function (GO): GTPase activity; GTP binding
Source: RefSeq, a predicted model, not a curated record